Messenger RNA from Suillus paluster, 918 nucleotides. RefSeq lists its product as uncharacterized. NCBI's taxonomy places the organism in Eukaryota, Fungi, Basidiomycota, Agaricomycetes, Boletales, Suillaceae. The record is from RefSeq and is a predicted model, not a curated record. The transcript is spliced from 4 exons. The coding region runs from base 81 to 662 and encodes 193 amino acids.
CAUGUCACCGCGCCCAUUUUGAAUGCGUAGUAGGAUUGAAUUAUUGAACUCGGACUUGUCAGCAUCACGGGCCUGAAGAGAUGACCGACCUCACGUUUUGCUACAUUCACAUGACUGAGCAUGAUCUGAAAGUGCUCGACACCAUUGACAGUCCAGAAUAUAUCUCUGGAGAGUUAUCAGAUGACGAUCUUGACAUACCAGCCCAUAUGAUUCCACCGAAUCCAGAUGAUUCUGACAUACUGCCUUCUCAGGUGCACCCGUCGUAUCCCUACGGGAAUCCAACAAAUAUCAAGCAUCCAGCUGCAAGACCAAGACCGCCAUAUGACCCAACUUCUCGGGCGCUAUUUGAAGAUAUGGGCUAUGGUGGGGGUGGCGUGAAUGGCGCAUUACGCUGGAGAGACCUUGCUUUGGACCGAUUAUUGCCCGUCAAUGAUGAGAAAGAAGAAAUGAAGAGAGCAGCUGAGGCAAGAAAGAUGGCCAAUGGUGCCACAAGCCAACCACAACAGCAGCAACAGCAACCGCCACCUCAGCCAGGAGCUGGUGAUCAGACUAUUGACGAAGAGGACGAAGAAGAAGAGGAGGACAGUACAGAGCAUGAUGAGAACGAUGUUGAUGAAGACAAUGUAGACGAGGACAAUGACGAGGACGAAGAGGAUAUGUAACUAUGUAGAUACACUUCUCAACUUCUAAGACUCAUCGCAGCGACGAGCGCAUCGCCUGCAUCACCCAAUAACAGAUUUUUGGCAUCCCCUUCUUGCUCAAUGACCCACUCAUAGGCUUCCAGUAAAAGUGUAUCUGUUAAAGGAACGAAAUGGUCCGCGAAAACACGGAUGAUGUUACUGACGCGUGAGAUUGCAGCGCGAGUAGCAUUGUCGAUGUCCUUAAAUCGAGUGAGCGUCUACUAUGCUCCGCGUUGAU